AUGGAACCAUCAAACCAAACAUAUACUUCAGAAUUCUUCCUCAUGGGACUAGAAUAUGUCCCUGAUCUACAGUCCCUCAUCUUCAAAUUGUUCCUGUUCCUGUACCUCAUCACCAUCAUGGGAAACCUACUAAUUAUCCUGGCUGUAAGCAUAAACUCCCACCUCCACACUCCCAUGUACUUCUUCCUGUGCAAUCUAUCUUUCACUGAUAUCUGUACAAGUACAACGACAGUCCCAAAGUUGCUAUUGAACAUCCAAGCACAUGACAAGAGCAUCACUUACAUAGGCUGUCUUUCCCAGGUUUGUUUGAUCCUGACAUUUUGUGUUUUAGAAAGUUGUCUCCUCACUGUCAUGGCUUAUGAUCGCUAUGUGGCCAUUUGUCAACCUCUAAGAUACACAAUCAUUAUGAACCCUUUCCUAUGCAUCUUGCUAGUAUUACUUUCCAUGCUCAUCAGCACUAUAAAUGCACUACUCCAUACUCUUCUGUUGUUACCACUGUCCUUUUGCACAGAAAAGGAUGUCCCCAACUUCUUCUGUGAACUUGGUCUGGUCACCAAGCUUGCCUGUUCUGAUACAUUUAUCAAUAUUACCUUUAUUUAUACUUCAACCAUUAUAUUUUCAAUUAUUCCUCUCACUGGGAUUAUUUUCUCUUACGUUCAAAUUGUGUCCUCUGUUUUAAAGAUCCCAUCAGUUGGUGGAAGGCAUAAAGCUUUUUCCACCUGUGGAUCUCAUCUUUCUGUGGUAUCUUUAUUCUAUGGGACUGGCUUAGGUGUGUACAUGAGCUCUUCAGUGUCUAACUCUUCCAGUAGCAAUGUAAUAGCAUCUGUGAUGUACAGUGUGGUUCCUCAAAUGUUGAAUCCAUUCAUCUACAGUUUGAGGAGCAAAGAAAUCAAGGGAGCCCUGAGGCAGUUCAUCAUUAGGAUCAUUUGUUCUCUGUAA
Molecule: messenger RNA, 939 nt
Organism: Mesocricetus auratus (golden hamster)
Lineage: Eukaryota; Metazoa; Chordata; Mammalia; Rodentia; Cricetidae
Product: olfactory receptor 7G2-like
Exons: 1
Coding region: 1-939 (312 amino acids)
Biological process (GO): G protein-coupled receptor signaling pathway
Cellular component (GO): membrane
Molecular function (GO): G protein-coupled receptor activity; olfactory receptor activity
Source: RefSeq, a predicted model, not a curated record